Messenger RNA from Miniopterus natalensis, 1170 nucleotides. NCBI's taxonomy places the organism in Eukaryota, Metazoa, Chordata, Mammalia, Chiroptera, Miniopteridae. The record is from RefSeq and is a predicted model, not a curated record.
AUGUGCACUGUGAGCACACUGCGAGAAAGCCUGCUCUCCUGGCACGGUGCGGGGAGAGGAGCUCCUUCAGGGCAAGGAGACACUCAGAACAGUGCUUUUUUCUCUCCAAGUCAAGAAAAAUCCAGUUCUGGGGUGGUUUCUGCAUCAAACUUAGUCAAAGCAAGCAGCGCUCGGCACAGCCUUGGGCCGGCCUUCACCCACUGUGCUGCGGUAGAACCCACUCCUUCACGCCGAGUGGCGUCCUCUCCAGAAGCCCUCUUUUCAAAGAUCGUUCAGUCCAAAUUCCUUUAUCAGCAGAAAGGGAUUUGGAGUGAGGCGGCCUUGAGCCUGCGCCUGCCCGACCUCCCCCGGACCGGCGUGCGGCCCGCUCCCCUUGCGAAGCUGCCUCGCGCCUUCCCUGUGAAGCCGGCGUGGCUGGCCGGUGAGAAAGGCCCUGGGCUUUACCUUUGCUCCCUUGUUCUCUCUCCCAUAGCCCAUUAUGCUGCUGGAUCCGCUGGCAAUGACACCUUCUCUGGGAAAGGGGAACCCUUUUCUGGGGACCACGGUGCUGAUGAAUUUGAGGUCACCUCAAGAAGUGAGAUGUCCUUAGGAAGCGAGACGUCCCUUGUGAGUGAGAUGCCCUCUGAUAGCGAGCUGUCCUCGGAGGUCGACUAUGACUAUGCGGAAGACUAUGAGAUUGAAACGCAAAUAUCUGGCUAUCUCGUGGAUGAUUCGGUCAGAGUUGAACAGGUAGUUAAGCCCAAGGAAAAUAAAACAGAAAGUGAAAAUACUACAGAUAAACCCAAAAGAAAGAAGAAAGGACACAAAAAUAAAAAAAAUAGAAAAAACAGAAAGAAAAAUCCGUGCGAUACAAAAUUUCAAAAUUUCUGCAUUCAUGGAGAAUGCAGAUAUAUAGAGAACCUGAAAAGAGUAACGUGCAAUUGUCAUCAGGAUUACUCUGGUGAACGGUGCGGGGGAAAAUCCAUGAAGACUCACAGCGCGGUUGAUGGUGAUUUAUCAAAAAUUAUGUUAGUAGUCAUAACUGCCUUUGUCUCGGCCGUGAGCUUCGCAGUUGUUGCUGCUGUUAUUGCAAUCCAGCUUCGAAAACGAUACUUCAGGGAAUAUGAAGGAGAAGCUGAAGAACAAACGAAACUUCGACAAGAAAAUGGAAAUGCACAUGCCGUAGCAUAA